Messenger RNA from Aspergillus niger, 807 nucleotides. RefSeq lists its product as hypothetical. Bases 1 to 807 code for a protein of 268 amino acids. The record is from RefSeq and is a predicted model, not a curated record. NCBI's taxonomy places the organism in Eukaryota, Fungi, Ascomycota, Eurotiomycetes, Eurotiales, Aspergillaceae. The transcript has 5 exons.
AUGAAAGGAAAAGGGGUGGAGAGAGUAGGAGUGGGUGUAGGAAAAGGAAAGGUGGGUGGAGGAGGGAAGGAUUUGGUGAAGGGAACGGGAGAGUCUUCGAUUGAUUCGAAGAGCGAGCGAGAGAGAGAGAGGGAAACACAAGAAAGCAAAGAAAGGGAGGGGGAACAGCGCCAGGCAAUAAUCCCGGAGUGGAAACACCGGGCGAUAGGAAAUCCAAAACUGGGGAGGGGAAAGAAGGCGGGAGGCGGCGCCACGCAGCUUCUGAUUGGUUGCCUCUGCUCGAGUCACGAUAUGUUCCCAGUCCAAAUCGGGGAUCGUCGCCGCAAGACCGCCGAAACACAACAGAUGCAGAUUCGCGAUCCAAUCACUUACAGAAUUCUUCACGAAUCUUCCACACAGCAGCAACGACGAUCAACACCCCGUCGUCCUUUGACCGACUCACUCACAGACCGACGGACUGACUCCCAGACCUCCCGAGUCCAAGCUCGAUCUCGCGACACUGGACUGGACCCCUGCACGUCUGGCGCCCCGAUCCUCCGAUUUGAUGGCAGCUCGGCAGCUGCACGAAAGGAAAGGCUGAGUGUUGCUGCUGCUGCUGCUACUGCUGCUGAUAACGGGACUGUGUACACAGUGGAACAGAUCGCGAUCGAUGGCGCGGUUAAGCCUAGGAUGAUGGAAUCCCGACCGGGGAAUGUCCUAGUAUUAGAGCUUCAGGUAAUAUGUUCCUCCAAUGAGCGAUUUUGCCUGUGGAAACAAUCACCGGCAAAACUGAAACGGCAGGGGAAUGUUACGGAGCGCCCUGCGUAG